UACAAUUUUAACUCGCACUUAAACACUACAUAUAUACCAUAAACAGAAAAAACAUGACUCCUGCUAAACUCUCUCUUAUUCCUUUCACUAUUCUUUCAAUCUUCUUCUUCUCUUUCACUCAAGGAGCCAACUUCGAUGUCAUAAACCAAUGUCCAUACACAGUGUGGGCCGCUGUCUCAACUGGUGGAGGUAAACAGCUUGAAACAGGUCAAUCAUGGCAAGUCACAGUUGCACCAGGAACACCUAAAGCUCGUAUCUGGGGAAGAACAGGUUGCAACUUUGAUGCAAAUGGAAGAGGGAAAUGUGAUACAGGCGACUGUAAUGGAAUGCUUGAAUGUAAUGGUUAUGGAGCACCACCCAAUACCCUAGCUGAGUUUGCUCUUAACCAAUUCAACAACGAUGACUUUGUUGACAUAUCUGUCAUCGAUGGGUUCAAUAUUCCGAUGGAGUUUAGCCCAGUUGGUGCUUCAUGCAAGACUAUGAGGUGUGCUGCUGAUAUAAAUGGUCAGUGCCCUGAACAAUUGCGAACUAAGGGAGGAUGUAAUAACCCAUGCACGGUUUUUAAUACUAUUGAGUAUUGUUGCACCAUUGAACGUGGUAGCUGUGGACCUACUGAGUAUUCUAAGUUCUUUAAGGAUAGGUGUCCUGAUGCUUAUAGCUACCCUCAAGAUGAUGAGUCUAGUUUGUUUACUUGCCCUGGUGGAACUAACUACAAGGUUGUGUUUUGUCCAUGAUCGAAGUCUUUCUAUGUAACUUUCAACUUUGAAAGAAUAAGUUUACAUUAAUAAGGAGGGUGUCACCUCAUUGAGUGUCACUUUUUCUAGGUUGUUAUUAAAGAAUAAGGAUAGUUAGUGUUAUCCAUAUUGAAUCUGUAUUAUGAGAAAUUCUGAUUGUGCUAUAUAUUUAUGUUUUACAACC
This is a messenger RNA of Lactuca sativa (garden lettuce), 918 nucleotides long. Its product is annotated as thaumatin-like protein 1. Lineage: Eukaryota; Viridiplantae; Streptophyta; Magnoliopsida; Asterales; Asteraceae. The record is from RefSeq and is a predicted model, not a curated record.